AUGGACAAAGAACAAGAGUCUACUCAGUCCCAAACCGAUGUACUCAUCAUCGGUGCUGGACCAUGCGGCCUUAUGGCGGCUUACUGGAUGGCUCGCUACGGAGUCAACGCACGCAUUAUCGACAAUCGUGCCACGAAAGUCUUUCAAGGCCACGCAGACGGGCUUCGUUCGCGCACGCUGGAGUUGUUUGACAGUAUGGGUUUCCAGCAUCGUGUUAUGCAAGAGGGAUCUAUCUCCACCGAGGCGAACAUUUGGGUUCCCGGACCGGAGGGAAAGCUUGUCCGACAGGCUCAGAUUGACAUAUUUAGGGUCGAUGAGUCUCCCUUCCACAAUACAUGCUUGAACCAGGGACGCAUUGAGCGGUUCCUUCUCGAUAGUAUUCGGGAGCACUCUGAUCUUGAUGUGGAACGGAGCGUGAUCGCCGACUCUUUGGAAUACGACGAGAAACUGAGCGAUGAUCCCGACGCAUAUCCUAUCACUGUCAAGGUCAGAGUUCUUGGCGAAGAUGAUCCGAAUUCGUCGUGCGGACAGGAAACCGAAGUGGCUGGCAUCGAGGUGAACCGCAGUAACCUGCUUCCUGAUGACUGGGCCGAUCUAGCCCCGCGUAAAAAGCCACAGAAGACACAGGUCGAGACAAUCAGAGCAAAGUAUCUAAUCGGAUGUGAUGGAGCCCAUAGCUGGACCAGAAAACAGCUAAACAUCCCCGUGGAAGGGUCGAACACGGACCAUAUAUGGGGCGUGAUAGACGUAAAACCCGUCAGCGACUUCCCGGACGUCCGCCGUCUAAGCGUCGUAACCAACGCCGCAGGCACGAUCCUCGUGAUCCCACGCGAGCGCGGCCUAGUCCGCUUCUACGUCCCCGUGCAAACCUGCGAAGCGGGCGCAACCGACCGCUUUGACCGCUCGAAAAUCACAUCGGAUCUCAUCCGAGAACGUGUGCAAGCCAUCUUCGCCCCCUUCACCUUCAACUUCAAGGAAUGCAGUUGGUGGACUGUCUACCAAGUCGGACAGCGGAUCGCCACCCAAUCCACAAAAGACAACCGGAUCUUCCUUGCCGGUGAUGCGGUGCACACGCACUCACCCAAGAUGGGGCUUGGGAUGAAUAUGAGUAUGCAGGAUGGGUUUAAUGUUGGGUGGAAGGUUGCUCUUGCUGUGGCGGGUACUCUCAAGCCGAAGGUUCUUGGGACAUAUGCUUUGGAGAGACAUCCGCUUGCGGAAAUGUUGCUUGACUUCGAUCGCCAUUGGUCGCCUAUAUUUACUGAUCAGAAACCUGGAGCGGAUACGAAGGCUUCGGAUAUGGCUCUUAUUGCGGGGAAGUUUGAGGACUUUGCUGAUGGAUGGAAGGUGUUUUACCCUGCGAGCAGUCUUGUUUGGAAGAGUGAAGAUAAUGCUACAUUUCCUUUUGCGCGGCAUAUGAUUCCUGGGGAGAGGGUCCGGCCGGCAAAGCUUCGCAAUCAGGCUGGUGGUGGUACAAUAUGGACAACAAGAACGUUGGAAAGUGAUGGGCGCUUUCGCAUUCUAGUUUUGACUGGAGAUAUUCGAAACCCAACGCAGAAGCAACGCAUUGAGACUUUGACUCAGGGUUUGGCUGGACAGUCUGGAUCAAGCAGUUCGCCUUUCAACCGCUACAUGGAGAUUCCUGGUCGGUUCAAGAGUCCUGUUGAUGUCUUUACCAUCCAUGCUUCGCCGUGGAAAGAAGUAGAACUCUUUGAUUUCCCAGAGAUUCUGCGUCCAUUUGAUCCAGUGGAAGGGUGGGCAUAUGACAAGAUUUGGUGUGAUGAUGCAUGCAUGUUUGAUCGAUAUUGCGAUGGAACAGCAUAUGAGAAGUGGGGAGUUGACCGGGUUCUUGGGGCGCUGGUGGUCGUUCGCCCGGAUCAAUAUAUCGGAUGGGUGGGUGAACUUAGCGAUGUGGACGAACUGACCCGGUACUUGGAUGGGAUUCUUGUGAAGAAGUCUACAGACGAGGUUGAUCCAGUUCUCUAG
Messenger RNA from Penicillium roqueforti, 1983 nucleotides. Its product is annotated as putative phenol 2-monooxygenase. The coding region runs from base 1 to 1983 and encodes 660 amino acids. Gene Ontology annotation, molecular function: FAD binding. NCBI's taxonomy places the organism in Eukaryota, Fungi, Ascomycota, Eurotiomycetes, Eurotiales, Aspergillaceae. The transcript is spliced from 5 exons. The record is from RefSeq and is a predicted model, not a curated record.